UCCGGGUUGCUCACUGGCAUCGGUGCAUCCCUUUCAUCCUCGUGUUUCAACGGUUAUCGGCUUCUUUUACAGUGCCAAGGUUGAAAAAUCGCGAUAAAGGCGGAUAAACGGCAGUGCUCGAAUCGUUCUCGAAGUUAGAGGCCUGAAUAGGUUCAGUCGGACUGGGGGUAUUUAAAUUACCCCUUCCUCUCAUUUCCUCCAGGAUCUAUCUCCUUACCUUGAUCGCUCCUCCGUCUUCUAGAACACGCCGGAGGAUCCUCUCUGGCAGUACUAGUAGUAGCACUGACAUUCGGAAGCUGUUGGGAUCACCCAAGUCAUCGACAUGACCGCCGCACACGACAAUAUCACGGUAGUGUUGCCUCCACCAGUCGUCCAGAAAAAGUCCUCGUAUUCUUCAAUAUGGGAAACCAAGUGCAACUUCGAAAUCGAUGCGUUGGCCAUUGAAAACGAUGUGACGGUCAUGGCGAGGUUGAAAAAAUAUUUACUUGUGGAAGUCGAUGCAGAGCAAUCUACAUUGCCCAUGGCUGUCUAUUGCUUCAUGACUGGUGUCAUUAAUGCUCUCAUAUUCUCAGCUAUAUUUAUCUGGUGUGGCUCUCAGACAGGGAACACUGUGCAACUUGCGCUUGCCGUUGCUCGCCUUCUCAACUGGGACCACGAUUCCACCUUCCGCCUUGUAGACCAACAAGCACUUUGCUCAUUAAUAUCUUUCGCGUUUGCCAUCUUCCUCGGCGGCGUCAUAGGCGACAAGAUAGGCUGCAAGACAAGGGCAUGGCUCUUCUUGGGUACAUUCAUUCAGGCCCUGUUCACGAUAGCAUCCGCAGUCUUAAUGUGGGAAGGUAGAGAGAGCAGUGUUGCAGAUGCUCGCUAUGACCCCGCGUGGACUGACACGUUGUCAUUUGCAUUCACCGGGUUCCUGAGUGCAAGCAUGGGCCUGCAGGGCGUCAUGGCGAAGCGGGUCAACUCUCACUUCUCCACUACGGUUGCGCUCACGACGACAUGGUGUGAGCUCAUGGCCGACCCCAAGCUUCUUGACGUCCGUCGGCUGGUCCCCUCGCGUGAUCACAAGAUCCUCACUGUCAUAUGUUUCAUGCUUGGAGGCUUCUUCGGCCGUGCGUCGCUCGACAAGAUUGGUUCUGCUAACACGCUCGGAAUCGCCGCGGGUAUCCGUGUAGUCGUUAGCGUGUGGUGGCUCUUCGUUCCGGAGAAGAGCACCAGGAUGUAAGCAUAAAGCAUUCUGUCUGUAUGUACGUUGUGUUUUCUGAUGAGGAGAGGAGGACAAUGAGAAGGGAUAAAAUAUUUGUAUAGACGAUACUGGGGCGCUGGACGAUCGGUUAUCAGUAUUACAUAGAGUUCUUUUUUUUGCAUUCUGUAAGUUAUCAUUCUUAUGACUUUGUACUGCGGCCGUCCAAUAUAGAGACGAGAUACAAGUG
Molecule: messenger RNA, 1430 nt
Organism: Suillus paluster
Lineage: Eukaryota; Fungi; Basidiomycota; Agaricomycetes; Boletales; Suillaceae
Exons: 5
Coding region: 323-1222 (299 amino acids)
Source: RefSeq, a predicted model, not a curated record